AUGCGGAGUCCCGGCGGCUGCCUGCUCCAGGCGCUGCCCCGCGUCCUGCACUACGCCGUCCGGGAGUUGCCGGGCCGCUGGGCCCCGGCCGGGGCGGUGUCGGCGGCGGGCGGGGCUGGCCCGGAGGACCGCCUCCCUCGCGGGGGCGGGGCGAGCGCGGCGGCGGCGGCGGCGGCGGCUGCGGCCUCGGGCGCCCUGCUCGGAGCCUAUCUGGAGCGCCCCGGAGCGCCCGCGGCCUCGUCCUCGGCGUCGGAGUUGCCGGCGGCGGGCGGCCCCGGGAGCGGCGGCGGCGGCGCGGUGGUCGGCGUGGCCGAGGUGAGAAACUGGCGCUGCUGCUGCUGCUUCGGCAGCACCUGUUGGUGCCGGAGCGCCGUGCUGGUGUGCGUGCUGGCCGCCCUGUGCUUCGCUUCCCUGGCCCUGGUCCGCCGCUACCUGCAGCACCUCCUGCUCUGGGUGGAGAGCCUCGACUCGCUGCUCGGGGUCCUGCUCUUCGUCGUGGGUUUCAUCGUCGUCUCCUUUCCCUGCGGCUGGGGAUACAUCGUGCUCAACGUGGCCGCCGGCUACCUAUACGGCUUCGUGCUGGGCAUGGGUCUCAUGGUGGUGGGCGUCCUCAUCGGCACCUUCAUCGCCCAUGUGGUCUGCAAGAGGCUGCUCACCGCCUGGGUGGCCGCCCGGAUCCAGAGCAGCGACAAGCUGAGCGCUGUCAUCCGCGUCGUGGAGGGAGGAAGCGGGCUGAAGGUGGUGGCCCUGGCCCGACUCACCCCCAUACCUUUUGGGCUUCAGAAUGCAGUGUUUUCGAUUACUGAUCUUUCAUUGCCCAACUAUCUGAUGGCAUCUUCACUUGGAUUGCUUCCUACCCAGCUUCUGAAUUCUUACUUGGGUACCACUCUGAGGACAAUGGAAGAUGUCAUCGCCGAACAGAGUGUUAGUGGAUAUUUUGUUUUUUGUUUACAGAUCAUUAUAAGUAUAGGCCUCAUGUUUUACGUAGUUCAUCGAGCUCAAGUGGAAUUGAAUGCAGCUAUUGUAGCAUGCGAGAUGGAACUGAAAACCUCUCUGGUUAAAGGCAGUCAACCAAAUCCCAGCGGUUCUUCAUUCUACAAGAGGACCCUAACGUUUUCUGGAGGUGGAAUCAAUAUUGUAUGAUUCUUAUGUGAAGUAGGAUUGUCAAGAGCCAAACAAGUGUGCUGUCCCGGGUCUAGCAGUCACUUCACUAGCGCCAGAGACAAGUGCUAUUUGUAUCAUGGCACAAACAGAACUAACUAGUUUUUCAAUUGCACAAUUUUUUUAAAAGCAAGAAUCGUUUUCUGGAUAUGUAAAUGUAGAUGCAAUUUUGGCUGCACCUCUUUAUCAUACCUAUAAUGGCCUCUAUAGGUCUGCACUUUAGUCUUUUUUUAUUGAUUUAUUGUGGGGACUUACGAGCAGAGGAAUAAUCCAAAUAUUUUUUUUUUCUGUUUGAUAUCUUUAUUUAUAAAGUCCAUGAAUAGUAGUAUGCAUCUGUCUUACUUACAAAGAUGAGUAAAAUAUGGAGUUGUAAGUGUGUAAUAUCGUUAAACAUUCUUUGCUUAGGUUGUUUUUCCAGAAGAGGUAAACCAUGUUUUUUGUUGUUUAGUUUGGUUUAAGUGGGACAGCUUCCUUUCCCAUUUUCUUGCUUCUUAGAGAACACACAUUACCUUUCAGUUGAAUGUAUUUUCUCAAGCUUCUUAUCAUUGCAGGGCCAUUUACACCUUUUCAUACAAGCUUAAAUCCUACAUUGUGGGACUGAAGUGCUCUUAGAUACCUUUUUAUUUUCACUGUGUAAUAUGCAAAGCAAAAAGGAAGUUAUUUAGUGGGUGGUGGGUGUUCUUAUUCCAAGUAGGGUUGACCCUCUUAGAACUUUCAUCAAAGGGCUGUCCCAUUACAAUCUUAAAAAAAAAAAUUCUUUUUUAUAUUGAUAAUUGGGCUCUGAAAUAAAGCAUUUUAAUUAUUCUUUUUAAAAUGGUGGGCUUGCCAUCAUUAAAGUUGUCACUCAGGUGGCCUUGUUUAGUCAAAAUGCCUUGUUUUGAAAAAAACAAAAAAGCUUUAAAAUUUGUUUAUAGUCCUGUUGAAGUACUUAUGUAUUUGUCCCAGUAGUCUUCAGCUUUAAAAUUACAAAUAUAAUACUAAUUUAAUGCCCAGGUUUGUGUUAUUUGCCCUACUAUUGGUCAGUUUGGUUUGGUUUUUGGUACUCCUUUUGUGCCCUGAUAAGACUCAGGAAUUCUGAAAUGUGAAAUUAAAUGUCUCAAUAUUUUCUCUCUGUAGCAUGAAUCCAGUUUAUUUAUUAGUAGCACUUAAGACUAUAGACUACAAUAAUUGGUCAUAUGAUUCAUACAGCAUGUUAUUCAUUAAUCGUUGCCACUAUUUUUGACAUACUUAAUUGAUUAGUUUUUUUAAUACAAAUAAGGUUAUAGAAAUAAUACAAAUUUUCUGUUAUAAAUAUUUCAACCUAUCAGAGUCAUCCUUUAAUAUUUAAUAUUCGUCUUUUCAUUAUGGUAUAACCUUCGCCCUGAUUUACUCCUAAAGUGCAAAGGAAUCUUUGCAAGUAGCUUAUUCUAUCUAGUCUUAGCUAGAGAUGGAUUUGAUAAUUUAAGUACACAGGAAUUAAGACCAGAGUCCAGAUGUUUUGAAAGGGUCUGGUCUGUAGCACAGGGUUGGCCUCCAAAUCCUCCUGUCAUUGGUAGGAAAAAAAAUAAAAUUAUAUAUACUUUUUGAGUCCUUGUUUCCCACUUAGUCUUUAGUAAUUAUUUUAUUUAACAAACCCAAUGACAUUUGAUUUUUCUUCUUUGUCUAACUUGGCAACAUUUUUCUUGCGUUUCUUGUUAGUUAUAUUUUGUUAAUCACUAUUUAAGAUGACUGUUUUCAUACUUGUUUUAAAAUUCAUGUAUUUUGAAGUGCAUUUAUUUACUUAGCAUUUGUGACUUGAAUGACUUCACCAAAUGAAUUUUUUGGUAGUUUAUUACAAGUUCUUCCAAAUGUUAACAUUUUGCCUGGUACUUCUACUAAAUGUGUAAGGUAAAAGAAAUAAUUUUUCUGUAUCCUGCCAAUCAUAAUUUUAUAUAAUAAAUCAUCCAUUUUUUUUUUCACAAUAGUAUGGUUUGACCUUUUCUAAAAUGCCAAUUGAAAUGUAGUACUGGUCAUUUCUUUACCUUUCCAGCUCCCAGUAACCAGCACUCCAUUGUCAUCAUGCUGCUUGACAGGGGCAUUUAGGGUGAGGGUUGGAGUUGUGUUCACGGUACACUGCAGAGCAGUGCCAUGCCUUAUACACUCUUUCACCUGCUUCCUAGACUUGUGGCAACAACAGUUUCCAUGCACUGCUUUUAUAUUCCUCUAGUACUGUGUCCAAUAAUAGGCAUUUAUGAAUGCCUUCACUCCUGGAUAACUUUGGAAAUGAAAGGUUUGGGUUAAUUGAGGUAGAAAGUUGGUUUAUAGUCAUUUAAAAAGCAUACAAUAUGCUUAAUUUCCAAAUCUGAUGAAAGAUUUGUUCAGUUUUUAAUUUGUUGGGCCUCUCAGUUUUCCAUUUUUGUUAUAUAUUAUUCAUGAUUUUGUUCAUGCUGAUAAGUUGUUACUUAAAAGUUUUUUAAUGUGUAUGUUUACUGUGCUUUUAUGUUAUUUUAUGUGAUCAUCUGAUUUGUAAACAACUUGAAAUCUGUGCUUUUGUGAAAGUAAUAUAACCAAGUUCCUCAUUAGAAUGUCCAUUUUUGGAAGUGACUGGUUUUAUUGAGUCAGCCAUACUUUCCCUGGAAACACUAUGUAACCAGCCAGCUGCCAUAUUUUUUACAGUGUAUGACUGUAAGACCAUGUCUUUCUUGGCCACCAGUUAAGUGUCCAGUGGUUAUCUACCCUCACAGUGGCUGUACUAGGUUUAGGGAGGUACGAACAUGUCCCUGGCAUUCCCACAAGUGGCAACACAUAGUGCUCAUUGUCACUCCCUUUGGGGAUGGUGCUGACAAGUUUAUCAUUAUUGUUAGCUGGGAGGCUGUCCUUUGAUUUCUUUCUUGAAAGUUUCAAGGUGUGGGCCACAUUGGUACAAGUAAAUCCAUGCAAUUCACAGUUAAGGAGUGUUUGAGAAGAAAGGUUUAUUUGGACCUCAGGAACAAUAUUGACCUAAGUUUUGGGCCUUGGUCAAGGCAAGAUUCUGUUUCUGCCCAGUGGUAUUCCUAGUCUGUAAAUGAUGUUCAUUAUAGUAUACAUGAUUUUUAGAUUGGAUGUUUCUGGUUCCUGUUGUAAUACAGUACUUUGGAUAUAAUUUUUAAGGUUAUUGCUUUAAGCUGAAAAAGCCAUUAGAAAAAGGAGAGGAAUUACUUUCACAGGAUAUUUAAAACGUAGGAGUUCAAAUAAGCUUACCCAUUGAGCAGACAAUGUUAUUUCACAACUAAAUUAAAAUCUAUUGUUUCUGAACUGCAAAGUAAUUGCUGCAGAUUGUUUUUAAAGGUGGUUUGAGAUUUAAAGUAGAUAAUCCUAAAGGUGAAUCUGUGAAAUGUCUUGAUAAUUGCUAUUCCAAAUCACUUGUGUGCCUAAGAAAAUAAAAGGUAAUAUCUUA
Jaculus jaculus (lesser Egyptian jerboa) is the source of this 4555-nucleotide messenger RNA. RefSeq names its product transmembrane protein 64 (gene Tmem64). NCBI's taxonomy places the organism in Eukaryota, Metazoa, Chordata, Mammalia, Rodentia, Dipodidae. The coding region runs from base 1 to 1143 and encodes 380 amino acids. The transcript is spliced from 3 exons. The record is from RefSeq and is a predicted model, not a curated record.